AUGAUGUCAUCAGUUGCCAAGGGCAGCAAAAUCCAGCAGGCUGUCAGCCUGCAGGGAGUUGACCCAGAAACAUGCAUGAUAGUAUUUAAAAAUCACUGGGCACAGGUUGUGAAAAUCUUGGAGAAACAUGACCCUUUGAAAAAUGUCCAGGCAAAAUAUGGAUCUAUCCCUCCAGAUGAGGCCAGUGCUGUCCAGAAUUAUGUAGAACAUAUGCUGUUCCUGCUGAUAGAAGAGCAGGCUAAGGAUGCUGCCAUGGGACCCAUUCUGGAGUUUGUGGUCUCAGAGAACAUCAUGGAGAAGCUAUUCCUUUGGAGCUUGAGGCGAGAAUUCACUGAUGAGACUAAGAUCGAACAGCUGAAGAUGUAUGAGAUGUUGGUGACCCAGUCCCACCAGCCUCUAUUGCACCACAAGCCCAUCUUAAAACCUCUAAUGAUGUUGUUGAGCUCCUGUUCUGGGACAGCCACUCCAGCUGUGGAAGGAGAGCUGGUUGUCUUGCUCAAUCAGCUCUGUUGCAUCCUAGCCAAAGAUCCAUCCAUUUUGGAACUCUUUUUCCACACUAGUGAGGAUCAAGGAGCUGCCAACUUCCUCAUUUUCUCCCUCUUAAUUCCCUUCAUUCACCGUGAGGGGACAGUGGGACAGCAGGCAAGAGAUGCUCUCCUUUUCAUUAUGGCCCUCUCAGCGGAGAACAGCAUGGUGGCCACCCACAUUGUGGAGAACACCUACUUUUGUCCAGUGCUAGCAACGGGAUUAAGUGGUCUCUACUCUUCUUUGCCUACAAAACUAGAAGAGAAGGAAGAUGAAUGGCACUGCCUUCUGAAGGAUGACUGGUUACUUCUGCCUUCUCUGGUCCAGUUCAUGAAUUCCCUGGAGUUUUGCAAUGCAGUCAUACAGGUUGCCCAUCCUCUGAUUCGUAACCAGCUCGUCAACUACAUUUAUAAUGGGUUCUUAGUACCAGUGUUGGCGCCUGCUCUCCAUAAGGUGACUGUGGAGGAGGUGAUGACCACCACGGCAUACCUGGACCUCUUCCUGCGCAGUGUCUCCGAGCCAGCACUCCUCGAGAUUUUCCUUCGAUUUAUCCUGUUGCACCAACAUGAGAAUGUUCACAUCCUGGACACACUGACAAGUCGGAUCAACACCCCAUUUAGGCUCUGUGUGGUGUCCCUGGCACUGUUCAGAACCCUUAUUGGCUUACAUUGUGAAGAUGUGAUGUUGCAGCUGGUUCUGCGGUACCUAAUCCCGUGCAACCACAUGAUGAUGAGUCAGAGGUGGGCCGUGAAAGAGAGAGAUUGCUAUUCCGUGUCUGCUGCUAAGCUGCUUGCGCUGACCCCCGUGUGCUGCUCCAGUGGGAUCACGCUGACACUGGGGAACCAGGAAAGGGACUACAUCCUCUGGUCCAAGUUCUCACACAGUGAUUCAGGCUCUGGAGAGCAGCCUCCUCCUGGGGAAGUAUCUCCGUCAGCCUGCAUCGUGGAGUAUGGGAAAGCCUUGGAUAUUAGCUAUCUUCAGUACCUCUGGGAGGCCCAUGCCAACAUUAGCCAUUGCAUGAAGGACUGCCAAGUCUGGUCUGCUCUUUACGAUGGAGAAUCCCCUGAUCCUGAUACUUUUCUCUCCAGCCUGAAGGAGGAGAACAAUAAAAAUGUGACCUACCCAGGGCUGAGGACGCAACAGCAGAUCCCCAGCCAUCCCAGUUCUCAGCUCCCACACAAGAAGGAGAAGAGCCAGACCGAGUUGGAAUGGGAUGACAGCUACGAUACAGGGAUGUCUGCCCAGUCGGCAGUAAGCCCCUCUCAGCCCUGCGAGGAUUUGGAGCACCCGGCUCCUCCAGUUCCCAUCGAUCCCCCUAAGCACAUUCAGGAGAUGAAGAAGAAUGCCAUCAUGCUGUUCAAAGGUUCUUAUAUAGAGGAAUCUGACUUCCAGGAUGAUGUUAUGGUUUAUAGGCUCUGUGCUGAGAAAGAUGCCCAGGACUCCCACAAGGUAGAGGGAGAGUCUCUGAGACCCUCAGUGUCCCCUCUGAACAAUGGGCCCCUCGACAACCCCCAGCCACAAAUAGAUCCUGAGGAAGAACAAAAUGGGAUCCACUCAAGCUUGAGUCAUGAAGAGCCUGAGGAAGAAUCCCACCAGAACCCUUCCAGGGCAACCUCACCAUCCCACUCAGACUCAGCUCACACAGCACCACUGGAGGAAGACCACAAUCCAGGAGCAAUGGUGGCCGGCCCAGAUGGGGAAGAUUUCAUUACCCAGUAUGAGAAAAUCAUAAAAGAACUGGACUCUGGCUCUGAGGGUUUGAUAGAAGAAAAUUUCCCAACACCUGUUCCCUCACUUCUUGUGCCAGAGGAGGAAGAAACAAAGGAAGAAGAGGAAAUAAGUGAGGCAGAGAGAAGAAAGGAGAAAGAGGAGGAGGAGGAAGUGGAGAACUUUGAGCAUUUUGUAGCUGAGGCUCCUUCAUUAGAAAGCUUGCCUUUCCCAUUUGGGACAAAAGAUCAGACUGCCUUUGCUGGUCGUCACGUGAGGACUCAAGGGGCUCCCUUUACAGGACCAUUUAUCAGCGUGGUGCUGUCGAAGUUGGAGAACAUGCUGGAGAACUCCUUGCAUGUUAAUCUGCUGCUUAUCGGGAUCAUUACUCAGCUGGCCAGCUACCCCCAGCCCCUCCUCCGUUCCUUCUUGCUUAACACCAAUAUGGUCUUUCAGCCUAGUGUUCGAUCCUUGUAUCAGGUUCUCGCAUCUGUGAAAAACAAAAUCGAGCAGUUUGCCUCCCUAGAGAGAGAUUUCCCAGGCCUUCUCAUACAGGCCCAGCAGUACUUGCUUUUCCGCGUGGACAUGUCUGCGAUGACCAGCGAGGAAAUAACCAAAGAUCACACUCAGGACUCCUACAAAACAACAACUGGAAGGAACAUUUUGGACAGUCCUGCAAGGAUGCUUCAGCCUUUCCUACCAAAUAGAGGGAAGAUGCCUGGGACCCUUCCCAGCAUCCCUCUGCCUGUGAGGAACACCAUGCUGGCUGCUGCUCUCUUCCCAGAGUUUCUGAAAGAACUAGCGGCCUUGGCCCAGGAACAUUCAAUUCUGUGCUAUAAGAUCCUGGGUGAUUUUGAGGAAUCUUAUUGUUAGCCCUUCUUAAAAAACAAACAAGCAAAAAAACAAAAACAAGUUUGUGCAGUUAAAAAGGUUUUAGUGUUUUGACCGGUUUUAAAUACAAAGCUGCUUAUAAAAAUUUCUACUUUGAUAUUUCCUGACAAUACUUGAUCUGGGAGGGGAAUGAUCUCUUUCUAUAUUCUCUCGUUACUGGGCCUUAUGAUCUUAUGCUGUCUAGAACCCGAGUCUCAUAAGGCGAUAGUCCACGAGAAGUCUUCUCAUUGCUCAACUUCUCCCCCAAUUUUUGGUUUGUCAUCCCUUUCUCUCCCCUCCAUUGGCCUUUCAGCCGAGAAUGCACCUGGUCUCCGCUUGGACAGACAUUUAUUCGGGGCUGUCCUGGGAGUCCCUGGCAUGCCCCACUCCCUGGAAUCUUUCAUCCCCAGGCACACCUUGACUUGUCCGGGGCCUAGAUGAGAGGAAACAAUUCCGAAUGGGACAUGCCUGAGACUUAGAAGACUGCUCCUGUGGCCUUCCGUCCAAGACACCAGGUUCUUGAGAAGGAGGAAUGGAAAGAAAUGGAAAGAAAAGAAUGGAAAGAAGACCCGUGGGCCUUCCGUGGAUCAACUGACAUUAAGCAUCUCCCUGUCUUGUAAACCCAGGGCUUACUGCAAAACAAGCGUGCUAUUCAACAUAUCUUGCCUUCGGGUGUGGGAAGCGUCCAGCUCGCCGCUGGCCACUGGGACGGUCAGAGGCAAGCUUGAGCCUGGUUAAGGAGGGGGAAUGCAGGGAAUUUUCCCAGUGUGUUUGUGAGUAAGAUUGCUUCAUCAGCCCCCUUGCUCCCUAAAUGCAGACGCCAUGAGCCUUAUCUGGUGAGAUUUGCACAUAAUAAAAUAUUUCUAUGCAAGUGGCAA
This is a messenger RNA of Gracilinanus agilis (Agile Gracile Mouse Opossum), 3980 nucleotides long. RefSeq names its product FHF complex subunit HOOK interacting protein 1A (gene FHIP1A). The transcript is spliced from 11 exons. Bases 1 to 3105 code for a protein of 1034 amino acids. Lineage: Eukaryota; Metazoa; Chordata; Mammalia; Didelphimorphia; Didelphidae. The record is from RefSeq and is a predicted model, not a curated record.